Cheilinus undulatus (humphead wrasse) is the source of this 7471-nucleotide messenger RNA. RefSeq names its product calnexin (gene canx). Gene Ontology annotation, molecular function: calcium ion binding. The record is from RefSeq and is a predicted model, not a curated record. Bases 77 to 1960 code for a protein of 627 amino acids. Gene Ontology annotation, biological process: protein folding. The transcript has 15 exons. Lineage: Eukaryota; Metazoa; Chordata; Actinopteri; Labriformes; Labridae. Gene Ontology annotation, cellular component: endoplasmic reticulum membrane; endoplasmic reticulum.
GCGGGCUCUUCAAUGCAUUAGCGCACGUGACCCUCCUCAGUAGUUCCCAGGCGGUCAGAUCGGUGAGCCGGAGACUAUGGAUCAGCGGGUCGGGUUGUUCAUUCUUCUGGCGGCAGGCCUCCUCUGCCUCUCUUUGGCCCCCGUGUCCCGGGCUGAGGACCUUGUUGAAGACAUUGUAGGUGACGACAUGGACAUGGACGUGGAGGACGAGAUGGAUCUGGAUUUGGCCGGAGCCGAAGAUGAAGAUGAGGAGCUGGAGAGGGAUGUCCAGGAAGAGGCCCCGUCCGCCCCUAAAACCCCUCCUGCACCAAAGGUGACCUACAAAGCUCCAGAGCCGAUGGGGGAACAUUACAUCGCCGAGUCUUUUGACAGGGGGACUCUUGACGGCUGGGUGCUGUCCAGUGCAAAGAAGGAGGACGCUGAUGAAGACAUUGCUAAAUAUGAUGGUAAAUGGGCGGUGGAGGAGAUGAAGGACGGCAAGCUCCCCGGUGAUAAAGGUCUGGUCCUGAAAUCUCGGGCCAAACAUCACGCCAUCUCCGCCCAGCUGCUGAGACCAUUUACCUUCGACUCCAAGCCGCUCAUCGUCCAGUACGAGGUGAACUUCCAGUCAGGCAUCGACUGCGGCGGCGCCUACGUGAAGCUGCUGACUCAGACUCCUGACCUCGACCUGGAUCACUUUGUGGAUAAAACUCCGUACACCAUCAUGUUUGGACCCGACAAAUGUGGAGAGGAUUACAAACUUCACUUCAUCUUCAGACACAAAAACCCCAAAACAGGAGAGUUUGAGGAGAAACACGCUAAGAAACCAGACGCUGACCUGCGGACAUACUUCACAGACAAGAAAACACACCUGUACACACUCGUGGUGAAUCCUGAUAACACUUUUGAGGUGCUGGUGGAUCAGACUGUGGUGAACAGCGGCAGCCUGCUGUCAGACGUUUCCCCCCCUGUGAAUCCCCCCGCUGAGAUCGAGGACCCCGAUGACCAGAAACCAGAGGACUGGGACGAGAGACCAAAGAUCCAGGACCCUACCGCCACCAAGCCUGAAGACUGGGACGAGGACGCUCCCGCUCAGAUUCCUGACGAAGAUGCCGUGAAACCAGACGGCUGGUUGGACAAUGAGCCCGAGUACAUCGGCGACCCUGACGCCGUCAAACCUGAAGACUGGGAUGAGGACAUGGACGGAGAGUGGGAGGCUCCUCAGAUCCCUAACCCCGCCUGUGAGACCGCCCCCGGCUGUGGCGAAUGGAAACGACCCAUGAUCGACAACCCUAACUACAAGGGCAAGUGGAAGCCUCCCAUGAUCGACAACCCCAACUACCAGGGCGUGUGGAAGCCCAGGAAGAUCCCCAACCCGGCGUUCUUCGAGGACCUGCAGCCAUUCAGGAUGACUCCGUUCAGCGCCAUUGGCCUCGAGCUCUGGUCCAUGACUUCCGACAUCUUCUUUGACAACUUCUUCAUCACUGAUGAUCGCAACACGGCCGACCGAUGGGCUGGAGACAGCUGGGGGCUGAAGAAGGCUGCAGAGGGCGCUGCCGAGCCCGGGUUGGCCACGCAGAUGCUGAACGCUGCAGAGGAGCGCCCAUGGCUCUGGAUCGUCUACGUCCUGACUGUUGCUCUGCCGCUCGUCCUCAUCAUCGUCUUCUGCUGCACUGGAAAGAAGAAGACUCCAGCAACGCCGGCAGCUGAGUACAAGAAAACUGACGAACCUCAGCCUGACGUGAAGGAAGAGGAGGAAGAAGAAAAGGAAGAAGAAGAGGAGGAAGAGGAGGAGAAGGCUGAAGAGGCAGAGAAGAGCAGUCCAGCUGCAGAAGAGAAGAGUGACGGAGAGGAAAGUCCUGCAGAGAAAGAAGAAGAGGAAGCCGAGAAGGACGAAGAGAAGGAGGCGACAGCUGACGAUAAGUCGGAGGACGACGUUCUGCGGAGAUCCCCCAGGAACAGGAAGGUCAGAAGGGACUGAUAUCUCUGACACCCUGAACACCUCCCCCCUCUCCCCCCUCUAGAUUAUCUCCCCCCCCCGCCCCCCCCUCCUCUUGUCCUCCUCUGCUCCGAGGCAGUGAGCCUGAAUGAACCUGUUUGAAGCAGUGAAGCCAGCAGGAAACAAAUCAAGACCUCCGAUAUGGACGCCUGAUGAAGAUGAUUCCAGUAUGAACAGGACUGAGUUAGUUCGGUUUAUUAAAAGGAUUUUUGUUUCUGAAAGAGAUUAACUAAAACUUCCUGCAUCAUUCCUUUACAACACCAGAGCAGACUCGAACCCACAGGACGUCCCAUCCUGUCUGACGCACAUGCGCCAUCCUGAGCUAGCAAUGCCCUGCCCAGUCAACAGCCUGCUAACUAACUCUCUGCUACAUGCUAAUAAGUUCCCUGACAGAUGGAUAAAACCGGCUCGUUUUCCUACAAUCUGAUGUAGCCUCUGUUAGCUAAUACAGAUUGCUAAUUAGCUUUUUUGAUUUAGCCAUGAGCAGAUAGCAUUAACCUCAGAUAACCGGGGAAUUAACCAGCCAGUCAGCUGGCCAGGAUAACCACAAACACUGAGAAAGUCUGGUUAAAUAGCCUGUUUAGUAAGACAGUUCAAACCCUCCUAAACAGAACGACUAUUAGCAGCAACUAGCUUGCCAGUUUUAGGCUCCUGGUUUCUACUAUCAGUGAGGGUGCUAACUAGGCUACCUGCAGUCAUAAUUAUCCAGCAACCAACCAACAAAAUCUGCCAGAUAUCCUACCAGUGGAAGGUUGGUUAGCGAGCAGAUUUUGUUACAAACUUUACAAAAAUUUGUUUUUCCAGGCUAGCAACUAGCCAUUUAGCGUAAUAAGGACAGUGCACCUCCCUCUUUCACUGUUCUAGCUUUGGGCUAAAAUUCCCCUGUGAGGAGCGCUGACAUAUCUUUGAGUUUGUAAUUUGGAGCUGACUUAAAAACAUAACAUGUAGCUCUGCUAACAGCCAGUGCAUCAAUUCAACCAUGUGAGAAUAAAUAUCUUUGUACGUUUGCCACGUUCUUCAGAAAUGUUGUCUUUGGACAGGCUAAUCUGAGGUAGCCGCUAAAGUUAGCGUCUCUAUUUUUAAGUAAGCAGAGCUUGAUUUAGGCUAACAGCAGCUGCUAACUAUCAUGAAUGAUUAAUAUUCCAACACUAGCUUUCUUGGAGUCUUAAGAGCCUCAAACUAGAAAGCCUGAGGAAAAUACUUGCCAGAAAUGUGGCUAAUUAGCCCAUGAAAUCUUGGUAGUAAUUUUGCUACGUAGCAAAAUGUCAUCUACCUUUGACUCUUGUAAGUCCGCUAUACACUCUCUAAUGCUAACCUUGUGGGAAGCGUUGUCCUUUACUUUUCUUGCUAAGCGGUUAAUCUCCUAAAAGGUUGGCGAAAUAGCUCAGAAAGUCUGUCCUCACUUUUCUGCUAUAAAACGGCUAUAAUAGAAGGUCAGUGUAUUUUACUGCUGAUGCAGUUUUGUUUAGAAAGGAGAAAUCUAAAACUAAGACCUGUUUAAAGCAGCGGUUCUCAACUGACAGGUCAGGACCCAAAAGUGGGUCAUGGAGCUGUUUUCAAUGGGUCGCGACAAGGUGUCUGGAAAAAAUGGUUGUAAAAUUCCUGAAGUCCUUAUUGGACAUACCAUUUAUUUUACCCAUUUUACUAUGAAACUGGGUAACUUUAAAUGUGUGAUCAAUAUUUCAACUAAUUUACCUCCUCCUUUGGAAAUAAAUGGCUACUUUUCCCAUGAUAAUGAAGUAAUUCAACAAGUUCUCUGGAAAACACACAGCAAUUGACACAUAAUGAUGGGGAAAGAAUUUGUCAGUUUUGUCCCUUUUCUUGUUUAUACCAGGUGUUUUGGUCCAGUUAUGCUGCAAACGACAUCAAAUUUGAUUAACUAAACUGUCCUAAGACAGACUGGUGGGUCCUGAGGUUGGACCAGUUGAGAACCACCAGCUUAAAGAUAUGAAAUAAAGGCUGAAUAUCCUGCCCUCGUUCUGUCAGGCAGAAAUGAGAAUCAAAAAAAUGAAACUAAUUUUGUUUUCUGCUUUUUUGGUUCCUGUUGUUUUUUUUUGUUUUUUUUUCCAAAAAGAAAUGAAUGAGGUUGUUACAUCACCAGUGUUCGAUCUUCCUUUUUUAUCCAAAAACAACGAGCUGAAAAACAGUUUUUCACUUUUACAUUUCUUUUUAGAAAACAAAAUGUUUUUCUUGAUUCUGAUUUUAAUGUGAACUUCCUGAAGGAGCCGAGGGCGGGAAUUCUGCAUUUGUCUUUCGUAUUUUGAACCGUAAACAGCUAAUCUCAUGGUUUUAGAUUUGUCAUUUCAAAUAUAAAAAUCUGUAAACUACACUGACCCUCUGAUUUCACUCCAGUCUGCCAACAUGCUGAUCAACAUCCAAACAUUUGGGAUCCUGGUGGACGUUUUCUUUAAAGGGCUAAGUGAUAAACCUCCCAUGUGGUCGUCGUUCUGAGACGCUAAACUGCUAACUAGUGUAACACCAGGCUGCUACCAGGCCCACAAACCAUUAACAACUAGCUAAUUAGAAGAAGCUAAUUCACAUACUAACAGUUUUCUCUCCUUUUUAUACUUUACAAACUAGCCAGCUAGCUAGCAAGCAUCCUAAAGUAGCCAUGGAUUUAGGGAUUAGCCUCAUGCUAACGUUUUAAAGAGAUGAACUGGGAACACUCUAGCUGAUAACACAUUUUCUUUGUUUUCCAUUUUUGUAAUUUAAGUGUUAAACAGUUAGCUUCAUGUUAGCGAUGCUGGAUGAGUGUUUCUACUGAGCUUUUGUCCUGAUGGUGGCAGAAGAGAGCGUUAGAGCUAAAACAGCUAGAGGAGAGUUUCAGGCAUUUGUUAAUGGUGAUAGUUUCUUUUUCCCUGUUUCUCCAUCAGAGGUUUGGUGUCAUGGCGGCCAUGGCCGGCAGCAGCAGAAGCUUUUAUGCAAACGUUAAAAUGAUUUCUUUGGAAAAUAAGGUUAACACUAAAGACAUUCGAGGACUUUACCUCCUUUGCAUUUUGAAUUCUCGGCAUCAUCUCAUUUACGUCUGACCAAAAGUGACGGCGGCUCAUCCUCCCUACAGCUUCACUUCCUGUCGAAGUUUGUUUCCUGAGUUUAGCUUCCGUCGUCUUUAUUCAGACUCCGUACUCAUGGCGUCAGCAGGCGGACGGACACCCAGUCCCUCUUUCAUCGACCCCAUAUGAAAAGAAAAAGGCACUAAGGGAAAAACUCAGGCGCUUAACCUCUCAACUGUCCACCUGCUACACCGCAACGCCUCCACCAAUCAGAUGCUUGGAUCCUGAAUCCAUUAAACCCCCAUGUUUAAAAGAGAUGGCACUUGAGCGUCUGCGUUCAUUCUUAACCUUUUAAAUAUAUUUGUCGGUCUGAUUAUGAGCUAUUCCUUAGCUUUGAACCACAUCACAGAUCUCAGUCAUGAACCUGAGACGUUUUCUAUUUUUCUGAAAUGGUCAAGACAGGGACGGCGAGAUGCUGCUGGAAUCUCUGAGAAGGCUAAGAAAUAGGAUCUCGAGUUAAGAUGGAAAAAAUUCACAGUUAAGGCAGUUUUAAAUGCUGGAGAUUCCCAAAAUGUUGGGUUUUGUUUCUCACAUCAUCCCCGUGGGGAAACGUUCAUGCCUAAAACUUCUGCAUGUCCGUAUAAUUACGGCUAAUACUGUCAAAAAUAGACAAUGCAUUUUAAAGUACAUUAAUAGUAGUGAUUGUUGGUGUUUUCAUGAUUAACUACAGGUAAAAUCUCAGCCUGAUUUUCACUGUCAUCUGCUGCUGCUGCCGGGUAAAGCCUCAUCUCCUUUAGCCGUUUACACACCGGACCAGUUUUAAAAACAUGGAAGACCACUGACAUAAGGACAGUUUAGUUUAUUUUUAGCGUGGCAAUCCUCUGAAAAUGUUUGACAAAAGGAGGAAAAAUGGCUGCUCUCAACUCUAGGGUUAUCAUAAUACCAGAAUGGUGAACUUCCAUAUGAUUCUGCUUAAAUCAAACCAUUUUGGUACCUUGAUACGACAGCAGAAGUCCUCAGCACCAAAUACUGGGAACUUUGUUGUUUUUAUUUCCAAGCAAACUCCCAACGCAUUGGUGCCAAAACAUCGCCAUGUUUGUACAAUCUAGCCUGGCUGCACGCUGGAGGAUUUUCUAAACUGAGCAGAUCUUAAUAACUGUGGGAGACCACAGCUGUGAGGAGAGUUUCAGCUAAAUUUUAACAUUAUAAUCCUCUGAAUGCACAGACUAGACCAUGAGAACAGCUGUGUUCUGAUUCCACAGACGAGAUCUCACAGAAACUGAGGACCAAAUGUGACUACAGAUAAAGUCUGAUACUGCCUGAUCUGGAAUCUUUAGAAAACAGUCUGAUAUUAAUGUUUUCAGAUCAGUGAGGCUCUGACUCCAAUUAGGAGCAGUAAAAUCAGACUGAUGCCACAGUCGAGGAUUAUUUAAACCAAGAAUCAGUAGCGUCACGUGUAGCUGGUCUGAAUUGCAGGUAUGUUUUAGUGAUUUUUGGCCUUUUAUUUCUCUAGUGCUGCCAUCAGGACAAAUGUUAAUUUUCUUACUUCUGUUGAAUUCUCUGAAGGAUUUUAUGAUCAUUGUGAAACACAAGAUAAAAAUCUGAGUUUCCCUCAUCUUGGCUUUAAAAUCUGAAUUAAUGGGCUCUUUGUUCUUAUCAGUAAAACCAUGAAAGGAUCAGAAUACUGAGGGCUGAAUGCACCGUGUGGAGAGUUGAUGUAAUAUCUGAAAUAAAACCUGGUUCUGUGAGUCUGAAAUGUGUGAUAAAAUCAGAUUAUGUGUAUCAGUGUGCUCCUGUAUCCUGUUAAUGUCCGUUUUUGUCCUGAUGUCUCAUAUGUACGUUUGCAAGCUGUUAAACAUCUGUUAAACGUUUUUCUCUGUUGGGUGAGGAUUGGCUCUCUUCCUGACGAUAACGGGAGCUCUGCUGUGAUUGGCUGAUGGGUUUUGGCGGGGGUCAAGUGGAAUAUUUGGCUGUGGGUGUGUUCAGAUCUGGGCCUUCUUGCUUCCAUGUUUAACCCUUUUUUUCCCCUCUCUUAGAUGAAGCUUGUAAAGUUUUGGCUGCUGCUUCUAGAUGAUUUUGUGCUUCAGUUGCUCUAAAGUUGAAGUUUAGGUUUGUUUUAAAGCGGCAGCGUUACAUUCCCAUCGAGGAUUUUUCAGCCAACCCUUCGUCUUCCUACUUUUUUAGUUAUUUUUCUCAUCUCGGCCUGUGCGUCGGAUCGAAGCUGCCUAGCUAACAGACUCCGUAGACUGAACACUGUAUCUGCUGGUGAAAUUUUACACGAUUCUGUAACUCUAUUUUUUAUUCUUGUUUGUGUUUGAACUAAGUGUAAUGGUUGGCCCAGCCUGUUUCUGAUGUACACACGAUGUAGGGAGGUGGACCUGCUGAGAUAAUGGUCCAACGCUGACUGGACAAACUGUGACGAUGGAGCCCGACCUGUGUGUGGUUGUAGACAUGCAGUCGACGUUUGUUUUGAUGAAUAAAAAGGCCAAAUGGAAAAGCA